Messenger RNA from Coregonus clupeaformis (lake whitefish), 2127 nucleotides. RefSeq names its product 60S ribosomal export protein NMD3. Gene Ontology annotation, biological process: ribosomal large subunit export from nucleus. Gene Ontology annotation, cellular component: cytoplasm; nucleus. NCBI's taxonomy places the organism in Eukaryota, Metazoa, Chordata, Actinopteri, Salmoniformes, Salmonidae. Gene Ontology annotation, molecular function: ribosomal large subunit binding. The transcript has 17 exons. Bases 265 to 1779 code for a protein of 504 amino acids. The record is from RefSeq and is a predicted model, not a curated record.
AAAUUAUAUUUUGUUUUGUUGUUGAUGAUGAUGAUAAUAAUGAUGAUGAUAAUGGCGAUGAAGACGACGAAGAAUGAUAAAGGAGGAAGCAACUGCACUCAGGCAAAAGAGAGGAACGGACUGGGUCCUUUUGCCACCAGGAAGUGGUGUGUCGUCAUCAUCCUGCUCAUGCUUUCCAGUUUGUGGUGGAGAAACGUGGAGGUCCGCAACGUGUAGAUGGACUAACAUUCUGUAAAUCUCACUGCAACAUCCAAGCCAUUUAUAAUGGAGUACAUGCAAGCUCCUGCUACAAGCAGCCAGGGGAACAUCCUGUGCUGCACCUGUGGCAUCCCCAUCCCCCCAAACCCAGCCAACAUGUGUGUGUCCUGCCUCAGAACCACAGUGGACAUCUCUGAGGGAAUCCCCAAGCAAGUCAAUCUGCACUUCUGCAAGCAGUGUGAACGGUACUUGCAGCCUCCAGCCUCCUGGGUGCAGUGUGCUCUGGAGUCCAGGGAACUGCUCGCCCUCUGCCUUAAAAAACUGAAGGGCAACAUGACCAAAGUGCGUCUGAUCGAUGCUGGAUUCCUGUGGACGGAACCCCACUCCAAGCGGAUCAAGUUGAAGGUGACCAUACAGAAAGAGGUGAUGAACGGAGCCAUCCUGCAGCAGGUGUUUGUGGUGGAGUUUGUCAUCCAGGGCCAAAUGUGUGACGACUGCCACCGUGUCGAGGCCAAGGACUUCUGGAACUCUGUGGUGCAAGUCAGACAGAAGACUUCUCACAAGAAGACGUUCUACUACCUGGAGCAGCUGAUUCUCAAGCACAAACUCCAUCAGAACGCACUCAACAUCAAAGAGAUCCAUGAUGGUAUUGAUUUCUACUAUGCCACCAAGCAGCAUGCUCAGAAGAUGGUUGAUUUCCUCCAGUGCACAGUCCCCUGCAGGUCGAAGACCUCCCAGCGCCUCAUCUCCCACGACAUCCACUCAAACACAUUCAACUACAAGAGCACCUACUCCAUUGAGAUUGUUCCUGUUUGCAAGGACAACGUGGUGUGUCUGUCGCCGCGUCUGGCUCAGAGCCUGGGGAACAUGGGCCAGGUGUGUGUGUGUGCCCGAGUCACCAGCACCAUCCACCUCAUCGACCCCAACACCCUGCAGAUCGCUGAGGUGGAUGGGGGCACAUACUGGCGCAACCCCUUCAGCAGCCUCGUUAGCCCACGGCAACUGGAGGAGUUCAUCGUCAUGGAUACUGAGGUCAUCAGGAACCAGAAGCUGGGGGCGGGAGCAGGCAUAAGGUCCAAUAAGCACACCCUGGCUGAGGUGUGGGUGCAGAAGACAUCAGAGAUGGACACAGCUCAGCAGUACCACUGUCGCACCCACCUGGGCCACCUGCUUAACAUAGGAGACAUGGUGCAGGGCUUUGACUUUGCCAAUUCCAAUGUUAAUGACGAGUUUCUGAACAAGAUGAACCCGAGUCAUAUUCCUGACGUGGUGCUGAUCAAGAAGAGCUACAACCGCAGCAAGAGGGUGAAGCGCAGGAACUGGAAGCUGAAGGAGAUGGACAAAGACAGAGAGGGCAUGGCGCCUGAAGAUGAGAGACAAUACCAGGACUUCCUAGAGGACCUGGAGGAAGACGAAGCCCUGAGAAAGAACGUCAACAUCUUCAGAGAUGCGUCUAAGAUCCCAGUGGAGAGUGACACGGAUGACGAGGGCGCUCCUCGGAUCUCUUUGAUGGAGAUGCUGGAGGACCUCAGCCUAACAGACGCCACCGGGGGAGAGGGAGCCGACAUGCUGACCGAAUAGACCAAUCGCCGGCUUACAUCCACGUAAUGACUGCUCAGACCAAUCAGGGUCUUACUAAUAUCGAUAUGAUGUUUGACUAGACAAAUGGGAAUCCUACUAAUAACAUGAGUGAUUAGUAGUCCAAUAAGAAUGGUAAUGCCACCCGUUGUCAGCUACCAUUGCAUACAGUCUCCCCCCAACAGCAGCCAAUCAGAAUGCUGCAGACUGGUCACUUCUGAGGUUGCUGAGUUAUUGAUGAGACCCUGCCCUUGUUUACCCUUCCCUGUCUCCAUAUUAGAGGCGGUGGUUUGUGGUGAUGUGGAAAUGAAGUGUUGUUCUAGUACAUCAAAUAAAACAAUCUGGUUACAA